GGCAAUUCAAAAUUGAAAUAACUUAGCAUGAACAAACGCCACGCGCCACUGGUGUUUAUAUACUCGUCAACAGAGCAGUCAGCACCGGCGGUUCACGAGCCUUCUUCACGGUUCACGGAACACGUUGUCGAAUCGUAUCGUCGCCGUUUUUACCUGGGACUUUAACAUUAACAGACGACCAAAAUACCAUGUCGGUCCAUCGCUGCGAAAUGAGAGAUGAGACCUAAAUUUAAUUCAUCUGAAAAUUAGAAAUUACGGUGAUAUCUAUUUUUAAAAGGAUGACACCAUUGCUGGAUUUAUAUUUUGUCUGGGAUAAACUGAAGCUCCUUCUUUUAUGCAUAUGCCUGCCAUAUUUUGCGUCUGGCACCUGUCCCGGUGACGUCAAAGGUCAAAUAAAAAACUGCUUCCGGGAUUAUGAGAUGAAGAUAGAGGGAAUCCUAACCCCGGGGAAUUCCAUCAUAUCAGGGGUGGAUGCCGAGAAUAUCCGGCUUCUCUGCACUGGGUUUAAAUAUGGAGAGGCCUGUGUUGCUAGCCUGAAAUCAAAAUGUCUACAGGAUACGGCUAUCAUAGAGGCGGAGCUACUUAAAUUGACCUUAGCAGAAGAGGAGCUAAAACUGUUGUGUCGGGACGAUUCGUUAUAUGAUGUUUAUGCACGAAAUAGAUAUUGCUAUGAGAAAUCGGGAAUAGCAAAUGAGAAAUGUUUCCGAGAUGUAAUGAAUUCUUCAGUCCGGAUUAUAACAGAUUUGGACCAAAGGUCUGUCACAGGAUUUUGCGGGGACGUGGACUCCUUGUUAAAUUGUAUAGGUGGCGCCUUGCACGCCGAGCAGUGCAGUAAGGAAUCUAUAACACAGAAGGAUAAACUGGUCCGGCCGCUUAUCCGGGGUAGCCAGGAGUGUGAUAAAUCUGCUUACACUGUUUCUAGUCAGAAAACAACGCCUUCACAGUUGCAAAAUGGCCGCCAAUCAGGCACAAAAGGAAGUGAUGGGACAAACACAGCAGACUAUUGUUUAGCAAACCGAACAUUAAUUUUAUCAUUGCUGGUGGUAUUUUCAUUAGUUCUAGGAUUUUCAUGAUAUAACAUCAGUGUCUGAGGGAUAAUUUACUUUAGAAUAGAAGAAUAUGCAUACUGCCGAAUCGGAGCCCAUGAUGAAGAUGCCCUGCAUUCUUUGCUUGUGACAAAGUAUGAAACGUGAUGGCGGAAUGCGAGAAACUGUAGUUAUACAUAGAGAAUGAAAGGGAUGUUUGAAUAAAACAGGAUUAAGAUUCAUAUUGAGGGAUGUGUACAGGAAAACAUUCUGUAUGUGAGUGCGCAUGUGCAUUUGGUGUGUCCCGGUGGUUGGAGUUGUCAGUAAAUGUAUUUGUUUUGUUUCUGGCCUAUUUGACUUUUUUCUUUAUUUUUCGUGCAACAUGCUUAUCACUGCGUUGGUUUUGCGAUUAGUUAAUGUAGAGAUCAUUUUAAAAAAAAUCAUGAUGCAGUUUUUGUUUUAGCUCAAAGCAAAUUCAACAUAAAAACAUACAGUAACAUCCUAGAUCAUUGAAUGUCAGGCUUAUAAACACUUAGUUUGGUAAAAGUCGAGUUUUUCUGUUUCUCUGCUCUAGUCCAUGCAUUUAAAGUGCUCUUUUUGUUUCUUUGUUACCAUUGAUAAAGAGAUGUUUGAAACUGUUAAAUAAAAUCUGUGAAAAAUA
Messenger RNA from Saccostrea echinata, 1686 nucleotides. RefSeq lists its product as uncharacterized. The record is from RefSeq and is a predicted model, not a curated record. Lineage: Eukaryota; Metazoa; Mollusca; Bivalvia; Ostreida; Ostreidae. The transcript has 6 exons. The coding region runs from base 279 to 1073 and encodes 264 amino acids.